GUUACAGUUUUGCUUCUAACUUGAAUUCUUUUGUUUGCGCAAUUUUGCGACCUCACCAAACAUCUCUCUUUCUCUCUCUUAUCAACGGUGCCAUUAUUAUUAACGAUAUUCAAUUUCAUGAUUGAGAAUCCUAAUUUGCCUGACCUAACUCCGUUCAAUAGAAGUUGAAGACGCGAUUAACAAACGCGCUUCGAUUUCAUGUCUGGUUUAUCCGAUGAGGAGAUCUCGAAUGCUGAUCGUCACGGUUCCCAUGGAGGAGGUAGUGACGGCGACGAUGACAAUGACGACGAUUCCGAAAUCGGAAAGACGGAACGCAGAAGAACGGGUAGUGGUUUUGGAAAGGAAAUCGAGAAGGCGAAAAAGGCGGUGCAGCAUCAGUUCUCAAAAGCGAAGAAGAAACUACGCAGAAUUAGAGGCAAAAAGCCUCUUCUUCCAUCACAGUCUUCGAAUGCAAGAACAAAGGGUUCAGGAUGGAAAUCUUUUUCUUUUGAUUGUGUAGCAGUCCUUACCAUUUGCAUGUUGACUUAAGAAAAAAAAAGCGAGGUUUGUAAGGUUUUGUGCUAGUGAUAUAGCGGCUUCUGCACCAAACCUCAGUUCAAGAUACAAAUUACCCUGGUCAAGCAGUUAAGUUAUUCUGUUGUUAGAGGUGUGAUCUUCUUAUUGUUUCCGAACUUGAUGGUGGAAACCAUGGGAGGUACACCUUCGUCCUUGAUGAGACUUAUAUCUCUGACCUAUAGCCAAGCUAGAGAUUCUUUUAAAAUGACAUUUUUAUAUUUAAAUUUGAAAGCAUUUUGAAG
Messenger RNA from Abrus precatorius (Indian licorice), 797 nucleotides. RefSeq names its product nucleolar protein 58-like. The record is from RefSeq and is a predicted model, not a curated record. The transcript has 2 exons. Bases 199 to 528 code for a protein of 109 amino acids. Lineage: Eukaryota; Viridiplantae; Streptophyta; Magnoliopsida; Fabales; Fabaceae.